Molecule: messenger RNA, 1861 nt
Organism: Oncorhynchus keta (chum salmon)
Lineage: Eukaryota; Metazoa; Chordata; Actinopteri; Salmoniformes; Salmonidae
Gene: msgn1
Product: mesogenin 1
Exons: 1
Coding region: 1102-1581 (159 amino acids)
Biological process (GO): mesoderm formation; regulation of transcription by RNA polymerase II
Cellular component (GO): nucleus
Molecular function (GO): RNA polymerase II cis-regulatory region sequence-specific DNA binding; protein dimerization activity; DNA-binding transcription factor activity, RNA polymerase II-specific
Source: RefSeq, a predicted model, not a curated record
GACAUACUGCCAAAUUCUCUAAAACAAUGCUGGAGGCGGCUUUUGGUAGAGAAAUUAACAUUCUAUGGCAACAGCUCGAGUGGACAUUCCUGCAGUCAGCAUGCCAAUUGCACGCUUCCUCAAAACUUGAGACAUCUAUGGCAUUGUGUUGUGUAACAAAACUGCACAUUUUAGAGUGGCCUGUUGCUGUCCCCAAUUUAAGAACUUUAGCAGUACAAAUAUGAAUGCUCAUAAAACAUGUCAAAAAAUAUAUUUUAAAAAACAACUGAUUUGGUGUAAUUACCAUGCUGUUUAAUCAGUUUCUUGAUAUGCCACACCUGUCAAGUGGAGGGAUUAUCUUGGCAAAGGAGAAAUGUUCACUAAAAGGAAUUUAAACAAAUGUGUGCACAGAAUUUGAGGGAAAUAAGCCUUUUGUGCAUUUCGAAAAAUUCUGGGAUAUUUUAUUUCAGCUCAUGAAACAUGGGACCAACACUUAAUAAUAUAUAUAAUAUAUGCCAUUUAGCAUUCGCUUUUAUCCAAAGCGACUUACAGUCAUGUGUGCAUACAUUCUACGUAUGGGUGAUCCCGGUAAUCGAACCCACUACCCUGGCGUUACAAGCGCCAUGCUCUACCAACUGAGCUACAGAAGGACUUGACAUGUUGCCUUUUUAUAUUUUUGUUCAGUAUAUUUAAAAAAGUUUUUGUCUUGUUUAUCUUCUAUAUUUUGGAGUACACCUAGACACACGUUGCCCAUCCUGUUAAUGAGGUGUGAAAAGCCCAGAUGUAACAAUCUCCUUUCAUUCCUUCAUUAGAGAGAUCACAUCAAACUGAUAAUUGUUGUCGUGCCCAUCUAAAGAGCCAUUUCCCACAAAAGAAAAUCUAAUUAUUUUUCAUUCUGUUACACAUUAUCCGUCUAUUUCACCUUAUUGGCACCUCCGUGACAACGAACGACGUCCUUCGGGUAAGUCACAUUUUAGCACUUGAGUUUUCUUUGAACUUUCGCUUCAGCUGUGAACUCAUAAACCACAGAGAGCUGAGUCCAUAUAAAACGGUUUCCCAAACCGCUUUUCAGAAUUUGCUCUCCACGGAGCUGCCCGAAUAGCCUAUCAUCAAGGUCACAGUAUGGAGAGCGUGUCUGAGGAUAUUGCUAACAUGGACUGUGACAUUGAAGUUGUUACCUCAAAAAUGCUUUCUGAAUGGGAUUGGAAGACGCAGGAAAGGGCUUUUGGGAACGGGCAUGAUUCUCUUGAAUCCACAUCACCAGAAUCAUCAUUCGAUUCAAUGUGCUCUUCGCCCGAGAUGUCCUCAAGCUCAACUGGGCAUCAGAGCUUCGGAAAUGUAUCCUAUGGUUUAACAGGACACAGCCCAACCCCGUGCGCAACGUUGAAACAAAUCAAACCGAAGAUGUCGACCAAGAGACGCAUGAAGGCGAGCGAGAGGGAGAAGAUGCGAAUGAGGAGCCUAGCAGAAGCUUUGCACCAGCUCCGCGACUACUUGCCUCCAGAUUACAGUAAAAGGGGACAACCUCUGACCAAAAUUCAAACUCUCAAAUACACCAUUGAGUAUAUAAAUGAACUUUCGGACAUCCUCAACCACGCGUAAUGAUGUGCUGAAAGAUGGCCACGUUUUAAAUGAUGCGUAACGGGGCCAAACUAUUUGGUAUUAGGUGUGGACCAUUGUCAAACCUUUUGUGUUUGGAAAACUAUUUUUGGAUUGUUAAUUGUGAUAACUUAAUUUCUCAUAUUGUAUUUAGAAUUGUUCUGCCCCUCAUCUGAUGUAAAUAAGUGUUAUUAUGUGGGGACUUGACUUGACCAUGUAAUUUUCUUGUAUGUGAAUAGGCCAUUCUUGUUUUACAUUAUUGACAUGGAUUAAACAAACCUUA